Molecule: messenger RNA, 1935 nt
Organism: Danaus chrysippus (African queen)
Lineage: Eukaryota; Metazoa; Arthropoda; Insecta; Lepidoptera; Nymphalidae
Source: the annotation of a GenBank genome assembly
AUGGACGUUGACGAUUCAGCCGUCGAUCUCAGCGUGAGCAGGUCUUUGCCGCCUGAACUAAGUGAGUUAAGAGCUCUCACUGCCAGCGGAUUGACCAUAACACCAGCACAGCCACCACCUCAUGGUGCGGCUGGUAAAAGGGUGCUACGCCCUCGCGCGGAUCAGCGAAGUUACGCGGAGAGCCCUGACAUAGUGUUGCUACCUGCCGACCCUCCGCAUAGAAAACCUGCGUUGCCAGCUCCAUCACCAUUCACUGAUGUUAGCAGCAAGUUGAAUACAAACGUCAACCUUUCUAUAACGGCCAGCGAGUGUGUGAGGGACCCCAUGGAUGAUGAAGAAUCUGACGGAGAGAAUGAGCCGCCUCUACCUACACCCGCACAUAGGGAGCUAUCCAGUGCUGAGAUAUGGGAACGUGAGCGUCGUUUGAGAUCACUACGAGAAAAGUUGAGGGCCGAGGAAACGAGGCUUGUGCUACUGAGGAAGUUGAGGCAGUCACAACAAGCUACCGUUACUACUACUAAGGAAUCCGUAUGCCCAUCUCCCGGUACUGCCCUGGCCGGAAGCGGAUGUGUCGUACCUCCAGGGGUGACAGUCACCCCCGCCCCGCCACCCGCGCACCAACACACCAAGCGCGGCAGUGUGUCGGGCGCCGCUGGCAACUUGUCCACAGCGAGACGCACUGCCAGCCUGCCAGGGGGCGCCACGCUCACACCCGGCCCGUAUAGGACUCAGUCGUCAGGGGGCGCUAGCAUCACUCCAUCAGUGACGAUCACACCGGCGCCGCCCCCGACACACGCACACAACAACAACAACACUACGAACAACAAUAAGGCUAGUUCCCGUAGUUCCGAAGACCCGCAGACCCCGGCGCAGAGGCAGGCGGCUGCCAAGCUGGCGCUGAGGAAACAGUUGGAGAAGACGCUGCUACAGAUCCCCCCUCCCAAGCCUCCCCCGCCGGAGAUGAACUUCAUCCCUUCUCCAAGUAACACGGACUUCGUGUAUCUGGUCGGCUUGGAGCACGUGGUUGACUACCUCACUAAUGAGGAUCGUAUGCCUCGCUCGUCAGUACCCGCUGUAUGCGCUCAAUGCGGCUGUGACUUCACGGCCGUGUGGCGUUGGGAGCGAGCCCCGGCGCGCAGGCAGGACGCGACCUUCCCCGCGCCUCACACGCACACGCCGCGACGACUGUGCGAACUGUGCGUCUCUGGGAAUGUUAAGAGGGCGCUUAAGGCGGAGCAUACAGCGAGGCUGAAGACGGCCUUCGUGCGUGCGUUACAACAGGAGCAGGAGAUAGAGAGACGACUGGCCGCGCCCAGCCCGCCGCCACAAGCAGCCACCGCCGCCCCGCCGCCCGCACACACGCACCACCACAGGGGACAGACGAUGUCAGUGUCUCGUUCGUCAAGUCGCGCCAGUGUGUCUUCUAGCGCGUCGCCAGCGGCCAAGCCACAGCCGCCGCCUGCCAGUAGUAGCCGCAGUCUGAACACUCCGGAGUCGAGAGGCCAUCAUGCUGAGCGGGCUAGGGAUAAUGAUGGGAACAAUAAGAAAGGGUCUUCAUCAAGCACUAGCAGCCAAGGAAGUAGCAAACAACAUCAACUGGCAGCAGCUGCGGCCGCUCAGAUGGCCUUCGAGCAGCAGAGCGCGGCCGCCAUGCAGGCCUUGCAGCACCAGUUACUGAGAGGUCUAAGCGGUGCGGGCGGGACGGGCGGUGUGUCUCAAGCGGCGGCCGCGGCGGCUAUGAUGCAGUUCUCUCCAUUGCUGUAUACAUACCAACUGGCUAUGGCGCAGGCUAGCGCUCUGGGCAAGAGAUCUGGUAAAGGUUCAAGUAACGCAGCUAUGGCCGCUGAGAUGCAACGCGUAGCCGAGGCUCAAAGACAAUACUUACUGGAUAUGAUUCCCGGACAACACGCGCGCAAUCCAUGGACUAAGAACUAG